UGCAUGAUCCCAAGCAGGUGCAAUAGCAGGAACCAAGCAGGGUUGCCUUCCUUCCAAGGAAUGGCUUGCCAGCUUGGCAUGGCACGGCUCAUGCAAGUGAGUCAGACCACGGCAAUUUCCUGGCCCAGUCAUCUGUCUGUAGUGUGUCAAAGCAUUUGGGAGCUCAGAUCAUUAAAAAGAGGAAAAGACACACGGCUCAGCACUGCUGGCAUUAUUACUGCUUGUCUGAAUUCGCCAACCGUUCCUGAGAGUCAUUUCCUACCAUAGAUAUCCUUCUGGGGGCUGAACUUUGACAGGAAGCUAUAAGUAAUUUUUCCAGCACUGCAAAACCAGACUUCUACAGUGAAUUUUGAAGGGGAAGUCACAACCUCGCAUGGCAAAACCGUAACAUCUUUCCUUAGUGCCUACUUUGGACAAAACUCUGCCAUCCAUCCAUCUCUAUCUACUGGUAACGCCUUUACCCUCACAUCUUUACCCCUUUGCCAGAAGCGUCCCUCCAAAGGAGGUUUUGGCAGUUGCAUGACAUCCUGCUGGUGAACUCUGGAAGGUGUGGCAGAUGAGGCCUCUUUCUCCAGGAGAUGGAGCUUCCCAACUCGGGUUGCUCCUCCGAGGACCAGACUACCUGCGUAAGCAGCUGGAGGUGAGCAGCGGGGGACGGACCUUGAGUGCCGUGGAAAGGCUGGAAGCAGACAAAGCCAAAUACGUCAAAUCCCAGCAGGUGAUCAACAGCCGUCAAGAGCCGGUGUUGCUCAGCCCCAGCCUCCAGGCUUCUCCUUGCUGCCGGAGGCCGCUGACUCUGCACCAACACAGUGAGUUCUCACAAGGCUUGGUGGUAGGCCAAGACAGCCUCGGGCCCAAGAAGCUGCCUCCUCCUUCUCCUCCUCCUCAGUCGCCCAUAGCGCGGAGGGCGGGCAGCCGGCGCAUGCUGCGGCCCGACUCGCUGGUCAUCUACCGGCAAAAGAAGGACUGCUCGGCUGUCAACAAGGAGAACGGCAAAGGCUACGGGCUUGUCCGGCGCCUCUUUCAGGGCCCGCUGAGGGAGGGCCUUAGCAGCCACCCUUCCCCGAGGGGCGUGUUGGGAGAUGGUCAGCUGCAAGGGGAACAGCGGGAGGCCUCCAUGGUCUGGGCUCCAGCAGAAAGGGAGAAGACACGAGUCAUGCGUUCUGUAGGCAUCCUGGCCAACUCCAGCUGUGGGCCAAGCCGGACACCCCUGCCCACCGCCCAGCUGGAAACGGACGCUGUUUCUCCCUCCUCCGGCCCUGGCCUGAAAGACUCCAAGAGGGAGCUGGGGCUGAGCUAUUCCCUUCCUCUCUCGGAGAAGGAGCGGUUCUUUAACUACUGCGGCCUGGACCGGAACCUGGUGGAGGUGCUGGGAGAGGAGCGGUUCAAGCCCGGCAGCUGGGAAGCCGGCUCGUCCUGCCUGCUCGUAGGGAGCGUGGGGUCGGCCACUUCCGAGCAUGCAGGCCCCUCGCACAAUGGAGAGGACCUGUCCACUGAAGAGCUGAGCGAGAAGCUGCCCGCCCUGGUCUCCGUUGUCGAGAGAAACGCCCGGGUCAUUAAAUGGCUGUACAGCUGCCAGCAGGCCCGGACUGUGGCCAAGGAGUCCACAGUAUGAGCACAGCCCAUGGCCACAAGUGGCUCCUGUCAUAAGGAGGCGGAGAGCCGGGCAGUUGGGUUCCCAGAAGCUUGUCAGGGCCCGGUGGGCCUCCUUGGGGCCCCGGUUCUGUCUGAAGGUGUUGGAGCAUCCCUGCUUGGCAGGAGGAGAUGGUGCGGCUUCAGCAGGCACUCCUCUCAGCAUGGAAGCGGACAGACCGUUGGAGCCCGUGUGCUGCCAUCCAAAAUAGCCCUGCCUGGGCCCACACAGGCCGUCAGCCAGAGUGGCGGGAGGGCUGCGGGUGAGGAUGUGCUGAGGCCUAUGCCUGAAGGCACGUGCGGUUUGUGACAAGAGCUCUGGCGCCUCGCUGUCCUCCAUGGUGGCAUGAGACAGAGGCCACCAAAUGGUGGGCACUUGAUCCUUCUGCGCUUGCUGGAAAGUCAGGGCAGUGUGCCAGGUUGUGUUGGAAACUUGGGUCCAAAUGCCCGCGGGGUUGUGAAGGUCUCUGAGUCAUGUGCUACUGUGCAGGGCCGUUGUGGAAAUAAAACCUGAUUCGCUCCAUCGGCUAACGCCUGGG
Varanus komodoensis (Komodo dragon) is the source of this 2171-nucleotide messenger RNA. It is a transcript of the gene FAM110D, whose product is annotated as family with sequence similarity 110 member D. Bases 557 to 1615 code for a protein of 352 amino acids. The transcript is spliced from 2 exons. The record is from RefSeq and is a predicted model, not a curated record. Lineage: Eukaryota; Metazoa; Chordata; Lepidosauria; Squamata; Varanidae.